AUGGUCAUACAUCUGGCAGUCAAGUCUCUCCACAUUUGUGAUCUGGACAGUGGGGCAUCUUCUCCAUAUCAAUUUCAGUCGGAAGGAAAGAAAUCCUUCAAGUGGACAAGGAACAACAAAUGCCUGUAUGUUCUAGGACAACAGCUCAUCUGUUACGGAUAUAAACAUUUCCGAACAAUCCGUAACACAAAGCACAAACGACCAGCAACUUUUGAUCAUUGGUAUAUUUGCAGAAGUCUUCCUUCUAGGGAAAAAACCAUCAGAAAAGUACCUCGCGAUGAAAGCGAAAAAAAAAUGCAACCAAUCAUUCGCGAAACCAUCAUCCACGAAUUGCCGAAUGCACAUCAAGAGGCGGCAAUAGCGUGA
Penicillium digitatum Pd1 is the source of this 366-nucleotide messenger RNA. The record is from RefSeq and is a predicted model, not a curated record. Lineage: Eukaryota; Fungi; Ascomycota; Eurotiomycetes; Eurotiales; Aspergillaceae.